AUGUGGCACAGUUUAUCCGCCUGGCUCGUGAUCCUUGUGACCCGAGCUGCAGCGAGUGGCAUCGAAGGCUACGGACUCUCCUCAUACGACCCCCUCUGUGCCGAAACAUGUCUUCGUUCUCUAUCAUCUCUUUCAUUGUCUUGCAGUGAACACGCCGAUGGUCAUGGACACAUGAUGAUGGCCAUGGUUACCACGCCAGCCUGUCGCGCCAAUAACACAGCCUUCCUCACGUCAACGGCAUGGUGUCUUUGCGUAAAAUGCGCCGAUCAGCACGUCUCCAAGCUGGAGGCUUACUGGGAAGGAUGGGUUACGGGUAGUAAGGUUGUCACUCCAAAAUGGACUUACUCAGAGGCUCUUGCUGAGGUGGAUCCUCGACCACCAAGCUAUCAAAUCGCAGAUACCGACAUGUCGCUCAACAAGACCUCUGUCGUUAACCCAAAUACGUACCUAAAGCAAUGGAACGUAUUGGGCCAUGUUAAGCGUGAGAUAACUCUCGAAUCUACCUAUGGAAUUGUCCUCAUAGCUGUUGCAGUUGGCAUUCCAGUUUUGAUGUCCUGGCUGAGAUAUAUACCCUUUAUGUCGGCCCUCUACGAUCGUCUCAAACCAUACGUCCUGUAUCCAAGCAUGAUCGGUACCUAUUCUGUUCGUCCGAUGCCAUUUCAAAUCGGAAAUGCCCCAACUAUGGGCCAAGGGCUUUACAUUGCCAUGUUCAUCAUACUCAAUGUGGUUUUGACUGCCGUCGGCUAUCGUACUGCUCAACCGAAUGCCUGGUUUACAAGCUCUUGGCAGGAGCUCAUUGCCUACCUUUUGUAUCGAACAGGAGCUUUCGCCUUUACACUUCUCCCUGUUCUGCUUGUAUUUUCAUCGAGGAAUAAUCUGCUUCUAUGGGUGACAAAUUGGUCGCACCCCACGUACUUGUUGCUGCAUCGCUGGGUGGGUCGACUGUUCACUCUCUAUGCUGUGCUGCACUCUAUCUUUGGCCUUCUGGCCUAUAGACAUUACGAGAAGACGGUAUGGUGGGCAUGGGGUGCCGCGGCCACUGUGUUCAGCGUCGUGCUCAGCGUUAGUAGUGGGUUUUAUGUUCGAAGGAAAAAUUACGAAGUCUUUCUGCUGGUACAUAUCAUCUUGAGCGUCAUUAUUAUUGUUGGCUGCUGGUACCAUUUGGUCUUGUGGUAUGAGUCGAUGGGUAUGCAUAUUCCAGAUUACACAUCCGGCUACGAGGUCUGGCUCUACAUUGCUUUUGCUGUCUGGGCGUUCGAUCGAAUCAUCCGACUGGGUCGCCUGCUGAGCGCAGGAGUCAAGAGAUCAAAGGUGACAGAUCUUGGCAACAAUUAUGUCCGUAUCGAUAUUGGGGAAACUCGCUGGACCGAUGAGCCAGGAAAGCAUUUAUAUGCAUACUUCCCUACCCUUAGCUUCUAUCCACCGUGGGAAAACCACCCUUUUUCUAUCAUACCCACAGGACUCUUGCAGAAUCGCGAACCAUCGCUAGCAGGUUCGCAAUUACAUGGCACCGCUGACGGAAAGGAUCUUGAGAGUACCACGCUGAAUGCCGUUCGACAAGUGUCAGCAAGCUCUGAUGAGAAGCGCAACUGUGGGGGUGUAACUCUGUUUGUCAAGAAGGCAAAGGGCAUCACAAAAUAUCUCCAGUCCUCCGAUAAGCUGUUAACCCUCGUUGAAGGUCCCUACGGUAACAACAAUAGGGACCAAAUAUUGCGCUGCGAUCGUGUACUUCUUAUUGGUGGAGGAAUUGGCAUUACCAGUCUUAUCCCUUGGAUUAUUGGUCACUGGAAUGUGAAGCUUGUCUGGAGCGUCAAGAAUUCCGCUCAAUGUCUGGUCGACGAGCUUGAGCCAUGUAUCAGCACACUGGAUCAGUCUCAGAGGGAGAUCCGUGUCGGUAGCCGACUUGACAUCUCUGUACUUAUUGACGAAGAGGUGGCCAUGGGUUGGAAAAGGAUCGGUGUAGUCGUGUCUGGACCGGGGUCACUGUGUGAUGAUGUCAGAUCAAAGGUGGUAGCAGCGGGAAAGGCUAGCCAGACUGUAUUUGAGCUUGAGGUAGAUGCUUAUUCUUGGUGA
This is a messenger RNA of Fusarium poae, 2073 nucleotides long. RefSeq lists its product as uncharacterized. Bases 1 to 2073 code for a protein of 690 amino acids. Gene Ontology annotation, molecular function: ferric-chelate reductase activity. Lineage: Eukaryota; Fungi; Ascomycota; Sordariomycetes; Hypocreales; Nectriaceae. The transcript has 2 exons. Gene Ontology annotation, biological process: copper ion import; iron ion transport; intracellular iron ion homeostasis. Gene Ontology annotation, cellular component: plasma membrane. The record is from RefSeq and is a predicted model, not a curated record.